CAGUUAGGAGAUGUACAGUAUUGUUUAAGAGAACUAGCCUUAAUGGAUAACCGACCUCCUAAUCAAAUGUUAUCUUCUACUGACCAAGUCAAAUACGACUCUCUAAAAAAGAGAUUAAAAGAUUUAAAAGAAGAAUCCAUUGAUUCAGCUCUACCAGAAAACCCUACUCCACUGGAAAAAGCCAAAUAUAGCAUCUGUCAAAAUAUUCUUCGUUAUCAACGAGAAAAGAAAUUAAGUGAUGAAAAGUUAGCUCAGAUAAUUGAUUUAACCAACUCAGAAACUGAAAAUAUUCUCUAUUGUCGAAUCGAUUACUUUACUUUGGAUAGAUUAGUGGCUUAUGCUAGUCGAUUAUUUGAACCUCUCGAAUUAGAAGUAGUUCAAGCCAAAAACAAAAAAAUAAACCCCCUUAACGCUGCAGCUCGUCGACAAAUUGGCGACAAAGCUACCAAUAAUGUAGUUAGCACAGAAAGCGAUGCUCGAGAGUUAACUCUAGCAAUUAAUGAACAAGAGUUUAAUAAUAAAAAGCAACAUUUUGUGGGUCCAUUCAUAAACGAAUUAAAACAAAAGUUACAAGAUGAACUUAAUAAAUUACAAGCAAUUGAUCCUGUUCACCAAAGGGACAUUGUUGAGAUAGAGGCAGAAAUUAGAAAAGCAGAAACUGAGCGUAAUGAUGCCAUGACUAAUGCUUCCAAGGAAACUGAUCCAGCUAAAAAGGCUCAAUUUAUUGCUACUGCUCAAGCGGCCGAACGAACAAUUAAACAAGCUAAAGCCAGACUUGCCAAGAAUCCUUUAUCUAAACUAGCCCAAUACAGUUAUAUAAAUGAUAUGGGGAGGCUUUUUAGUGGUAAUAUUAGUAAUAAACCAGUAAACCUACCAAGUAAUAAUUCGAUUCCAGAUCCUAGUAACCCAAGAGAAAAACCAAAUGGAGGUAACAAUCCUAAUGGAGGACAAAAUACUUGA
Molecule: messenger RNA, 960 nt
Organism: Funneliformis geosporum
Lineage: Eukaryota; Fungi; Glomeromycota; Glomeromycetes; Glomerales; Glomeraceae
Source: the annotation of a GenBank genome assembly